AUGACAGUAAGAACUCACAACCUGGAGACGUGUUACAACAUGACAGUGAAGUGCUGUAAGUACUGGCCGGACGACACAGAGAUCUACAGAGACAUCAAGGUGACGCUCAUAGAGACACAGCUACUGUCAGAGUACGUCAUACGGACCUUCGCUGUCGAGAAGAGAGGAGCCCAUGAGAUCCGGGAGAUCCGUCAGUUCCACUUCACAGGGUGGCCGGACCACGGGGUGCCCUACCACGCUACUGGCCUCCUGGGCUUCGUACGUAGGGUGAAGGCCAAGACACUCACCAUCGCUGGACCCAUGGUCAUCCACUGCAGUGCGGGGGCGGGCCGAACAGGCUGUUUCAUAGUGAUUGACAUCAUGCUGGACAUGGCAGAGAGAGAGGGCGUGGUGGACAUCUAUAACUGUGUCAGAGAGCUGCGUUCCAGGAGAGUCAACAUGGUGCAGACAGAGGAGCAGUAUGUCUUCAUCCAUGACGCCAUCUUGGAGGCGUGUCUUUGUGGUGACACCACCAUCCCAGCCAAUCAGCUUCGCUCGGUCUACUAUGACAUGAACCGAUUGGACCCCCAGACCAACUCCUCCCAGAUUAAAGAGGAGUUCAGGACUCUGAACAUGGUGACUCCUACGUUGCGUGUGGAGGACUGUAGUAUCGCCCUGCUCCCCAGGAACCAUGAGAAGAACCGCUGUAUGGACGUCCUUCCUCCUGACCGCUGUCUGCCCUUCCUCAUCACCAUCGACGGAGAGAGCUCCAACUACAUCAACGCUGCUCUUAUGGACAGUUAUAAGCAGCCGUCGGCCUUCAUCGUGACCCAGCAUCCUCUGCCCAACACGGUGAAGGAUUUCUGGAGGCUGGUGUUGGACUACCACUGCUCCUCCAUAGUGAUGCUCAAUGAUGUCGACCCAGCACAGCUAUGUCCUCAGUACUGGCCAGAGAACGGGGUGCAUCGCCAGGGGCCAAUCCAGGUGGAGUUUGUAUCAGCUGACCUGGAGGAAGACAUAAUCAGUAGAAUAUUCCGGAUCUACAACGCAGCACGACCUCAGGACGGGUACCGUAUGGUCCAACAGUUCCAGUUCCUGGGUUGGCCCAUGUAUCGAGACACGCCCAUGUCCAAACGCUCCUUCCUCAAGCUCAUCAGACAGGUGGACAAAUGGCAGGAGGAGUAUGAUGGAGGAGAGGGACGCACGGUGGUGCACUGUCUUAACGGAGGAGGUCGCAGUGGGACGUUCUGUGCCAUCAGCAUCGUGUGUGAGAUGUUACAGCAUCAACGUUCGGUAGACGUUUUCCACGCCGUCAAAACACUGAGGAACAACAAACCCAACAUGGUCGACCUACUGGACCAGUACAAGUUCUGCUAUGAAGUGGCUCUGGAGUGGAUUAAU
Molecule: messenger RNA, 1380 nt
Organism: Salvelinus namaycush (lake trout)
Lineage: Eukaryota; Metazoa; Chordata; Actinopteri; Salmoniformes; Salmonidae
Product: receptor-type tyrosine-protein phosphatase mu
Exons: 12
Biological process (GO): protein dephosphorylation
Molecular function (GO): protein tyrosine phosphatase activity
Source: RefSeq, a predicted model, not a curated record